Moneuplotes crassus is the source of this 1469-nucleotide messenger RNA. The record is from the annotation of a GenBank genome assembly. NCBI's taxonomy places the organism in Eukaryota, Ciliophora, Spirotrichea, Euplotida, Euplotidae.
AUGGAAAUCUCUGAAAUUGUUACGUCUACAACUACAGUAAGAAAACCGAAGGUUGCCAUCAUUGGAGCUGGUGUCUCUGGUCUACUUGCAGCAAGGCACCUCAAAGAUAUUGCUGACAUUAAAGUAUACGAAUCUCGAGAAGAUGUGGGCGGCUUAUGGCUAUAUUCUGAGCAUUCGGAGCGUUCGCAUCCUAAUUUGGAAUCUAAUGCUUUUUACAACUUAUAUGGAUGCCUUCAAUCUUCUUUGUACCACAACAUGAUCACGAAUGCUCCAAAAGAAUGAAUGACAUUCAAAGACUUCAAACACAGUGAGGAUACCCCAUACAUCAUGCACAGCAAGACCUUCUAUAAUUACCUCAAAGAGUACGCUGCAAAGUUCGAUCUCAUGAGACAUAUCGAAUUGAAUAGAACUGUAACUAGCCUUAAGGCUAUCAAAGACAAGGAGAAUCGCUACAGGAUCCAGCACAUCUGUACCAACAUAAAAGAAGACACUGAGGUCGUUGAAGAUUUCUUUGACCACGUCGUCGUCUGAAACGGGCACUGCUCUGUUCCUAACAUGCCGAACUUUGAAGGGACAGAUUCGUUCGAAGGCACACAAUUCCACAUCCAUCAACUCAAGAAAAUGGAGCCUCAAGAUUUCGAUGAGAAGGCUGUACUUAUAGUAGGAGCUUGGAUUAGUGCUAAUGAUUUGAUCCUCAACUUAUUCUUCAGAGAGGAUACUAAGGACCUAGUUCACCCUAAAAAAGUGUAUAUAACGGGAAGAACAACUGAGCUGAUUGAAAAAUCAAAAGAUCUUCAAGAACUCAACGAUAUGGGACUCCUGGAGAUCAAGAAAGGAAAUGUUACCCGAAUCAAUCCAAACUCCGUUGAAUUUGGAGAUGGGACAGAAGAGGAAAUAGAUACCAUAAUCUAUUCCACUGGGUAUAGAUACUCGAUUCCUUUUAUUGACCCAAAGGAUAAAAUCAUUGAGUUUGAUACCAAACAGAAAGAUGGAUACUACUUCGGGCCACUCUACAAGAGGAUGUUCUGAAUCAACGAGCCUAAUAUCUACUUUGUUGGACUUGUGGAGAAAGCUCCUCUGAUACAUUAUAUUCAUGAGAGACAAGUGUUCCUCAUCAAAGAGCUGAUUCUAGGAAAAAUAUCUCUUCCAUCUAAAAGGGAGAUGUUAAGUGAGCUAGAGAAGGAUCUUUCAGAGCACGAGGAAAGAGAUGAAAAGCUUCGGAAAUUCUUCAAAUUCAACAAGAAAGGAUAUUCCCACAAAGAGUACAGCUCUGAACUUGAACAACUUACGACAAUGAAGGUUGACACUAUAAAUUAUGAGCUAUUGGAACCUGCCCACAAAGCUAAAGCAGAGUUGGAAAAGUCAGGAAGUAUCGUCAAAAUCAAGUCUUUCGACUUCUCAAAGUACCUAGAUGAUAUCGGCUUCAACCCGACAAGCUAUAAAUUCUAAACCUUGACAUAUUUCAAUUG